This is a messenger RNA of Hansenula anomala, 1485 nucleotides long. RefSeq names its product Sro9p (gene SRO9). The record is from RefSeq and is a predicted model, not a curated record. Gene Ontology annotation, cellular component: cytoplasmic stress granule; cytosol. Lineage: Eukaryota; Fungi; Ascomycota; Saccharomycetes; Phaffomycetales; Wickerhamomycetaceae. Gene Ontology annotation, biological process: positive regulation of translation. Bases 1 to 1485 code for a protein of 494 amino acids. The transcript has a single exon. Gene Ontology annotation, molecular function: RNA binding.
AUGUCAGCCAAUUCAUACGCAGACGUUGUCGCCACUGGCUCAACCACUCCAGUUUCCGCUGCUGAAGAGUCCAAAUCAGUUGCUAACACACAAACUGAAGUUGAAAGCACACCAGAACCAAUGGAUCUCGAUUCAAAAGUUGAUGGUGAAAACGAAGAUUCCAAGGUUCAAACACAAUUACCUUCACCAAACCCUUCUCCAAAAGCUGAAAAGAAGCAAAAAGAACAAAAUCUAGCUCCUGCUCCUGUUCCAAGUGUUAGUGCAUGGGGUUCUGCUGCAUCUUCUAGAUCGAACUCCAAUGUCAGCUCUGUUGAUACCAAGCAUUGGCCAUCACCACAUGAACAACCACAAGUCAAUGGUUCCGCUUCAAGCAAAAAGAUAAGUGCUGUUAAAUCUUCUAAAGAAAAAUGGGUCCCUUUCAAAGCUUCAGUUGUUUUACCUCAACCUGGUUCAAAGAAAUCUAACAACCAUGGUCAAAAGAGAAACUCAAACAAGAACAAUAAUGUCUUGAGUAAUAACAACAAACAAGUUCAUAAUGAUUCUAAAAAGAGAAAAAACAAAACUGAAAAACGUCCAACUGCUUCAACUACACCAGCUGAAACUAAAGAAGCUCCAAAAGCUGAAUCAAAAGCUGAAGGAAAGUCUGAGCAACAGCCUGAACAAUCAUCAUCAAAACCACAAGCCACUGCUCCAAAACCUGAAUCAACCUCAUCUGAAAACACUCAAACCCAUUCUCAUAACUCACACCACGCCAAUCAUCAAGCAUCCAAUCACCACAAUUCACAUAACCACCAUAGUAACAGCAGUAUGCGUUACCAAAAUAACCAAUUCCAACAGUUUAUCCCAUUCCAACCAUUCCCAGUCCAAGGUGCCUUCCCAGGUCAAACUGGUACUCGUCCUUUCCGUCCAUAUUCCAACAACAGACGUUUCAACAAAUAUCAAAACAAUGGUUACAACAAUCAAUACCGUCAUCACAACAAUAACUUCAACAGUGCUCCAUUCAAUCGUCGUAAUAUCGCACAUUUGAACAAGAGUUCAGAACCAUUAUUCUCAUUGAUAAAACAAAUUGAAUAUUAUUUCUCCAUUGAAAACUUGUUGAAGGAUAUCUUUUUAAGAAAACAAAUGAAUAGUGAAGGUUGGUUAGAUUUGACUGUUAUUUCAAGUUUUUACAGAAUGUCAGUCUUGAGUGCUGGUGAUUUUGGUUUGAUUAGAAAAGCCAUUGAUGAAUUAAAUGGUGAGUUAUUAGAAUUGGCUGAAUUCAGUAAUAAUACUUUGAAAGUUAGAGUUAAAGAAAACUACAACAAUUGGGUUUUACCAGUUGAACAAAGAGAAGCUAAUGGUCAAGAUGAAAGUGAACCUGUUAAUGUUAUUCAGCCAGAUGUUAAAGAAGCUACUACUGCUGCUUCACCUGAAGAACCUACUCAAGAAGAAUCAACUGAAGCUACACCUGUUACUGCUGCUCCAGAAGAAGUUUCAGCCAACUAG